AUAAGGUUAACUCUUAAAUUUGGCCUAUAAGGUCCAAAUUCAAAACCUAAACUCGACAACACUUCCUCUUUGUACAUACCAAAUUUCAAGGAAUACAACCUUGUUUAAAACAUUUUUAGAUUUAUUUAAUUAUAAAAUUAUUUUGCAAUAGACGUUUUCGUGUAAACGAAAUAAAUAUGACGCAAUAAAAUUUUUAAUAAAUUAGUUUAAGCUGAAUUUUAUGCACCCUUUAGCAAAAUGUAGUUAACUAGUAACCAAUUGAAUUGUUAAAGUUAGAAUUGAUGGUUCCUCUAUUUACAUUUCUGUUAAAAGUUGAUGAGUUGAGCUACAUAGUGAAUGAUAACUUGAAUAUAACUUUUAAAUCUAGCAUGUUAGUUUUUAAUAAAAUUAUUACAUUAUUGCCGCUAAAUGGUUUCAAUAAAACAUUUCAAUUACAUUACUCAUGCAAACAACACAGUUUAAUAAUAGAUUCCAAACAAAAAAGGUCGACAAUAUAUGUAGGCGGCAGAUGGUAAUUCAAUUCAAAUAAAAAUCUCCUGGAAGAAAUUAAAAUUUGUUACAAAAAAAAUCAAAUAAAAAAUAUAACGUGAUGACGAAAUUAACGGAAAUUGUACUGGAUUCUGUGGAGCCUACAGUAAAUUUAUCUUUAAUAUUGGCCGCACUUUGGAUAAUUAAUAAUGAUUUUGCCAAAUAUACAAUAUCAGCAGUGACCAUUGGACAAUAUGCCAUCAAUCAAAGGAAUCGAUUAUAUCAUAAUGAUCUAAUUAAUGACAUAAUAAAACGAGCCAUGAUUUCGCCAGGUAUUAAACUUUACACGGAAGGAGAAUUGCAGGAAAAGGCAUGGGAGAAGGAGGACAAUGUAAAUGACUAUGCCUUUAAAAAUCCUUAUGUGAAAGCAAAUGUACAUCGUGAAAAAAGUAUUUGGUUUUUGGACAGUUUCACUUCUUACAAAAACUUUGAACGCCUUUUAGUGGAUCCUAUGGGUGAAUAUCAUCGUAAUGGUUUUUUUCUGUUAAUCUAUACCGGCACCGAACACGAACGUUUGAGUCAUGUCAAGUUAAUAUUUCGUCGUCUUUUUAACUUGUAUUGCACCAAUGUCAAUGUUUUGAUGGUGGUGGGAAAGUUCCCCUAUCUUUAUACGUAUUUUCCGUUUGCAAAAAAUAAAUGUCAUUCAUCAAUGCCAGAGUUUUAUAUAUCAUUUCGUGAUAUAGAAAAGAAUUUCUCUGGCUUUCAGGUUAAGAAGAACAUUUUUCCCAGCAAGGUUGAUAAUAUGUUUGGUUGUGAAUUGUCGGUGGCUACUUGGCAAUAUCCGCCUUAUAUUUAUGUGGAUAGAGAUCCGAUAAGUGGCAAAUUCUUGCGAUUACAUGGUAUAGAGGGUUCACUUCUUAGUUUAUUGGGUGAGUUGAUGAAUUUCAAAAUACGUCUUAAUGUUCCAGAUCCACCGGAUAGAGGUGAUGUUUUUCCGAAUGGUACGGCGACGGGUGCAACGAAAAUGAUAAUUGAGGCCCAAGCUAAUAUUACUAUAAUUUCCCUGAUGUACAAUAAAAUACGUGCCGAUACAAUGCAAGCUAGCAAAGGGUAUUUAUUUGUACCAUAUGUCAUGGCCAUACCCCAGGGCCGAAAAAUGACGUCCUUCGAACGCCUUAUGAAACCAUUUCGUUAUAUUAUUUGGUCUUGUUUUAGCUCCAGUAUAAUUUUUGGUAUUUUAUUCAUAUAUUUCAUACGGUAUUUGGGCCGAUCUAAAUUAAUGGAUUUUAUAUAUGGCAAAGGAAAUCGUAUACCAUUUACAAAUUUACUAGCUGUAUUAUUUGGAAUUUCUAUACAUGGAGCUCUGCCACAUAAAAACUUUGCCCGUUAUAUACUAAUGAUCUUUUUAUUGUAUACAUUUGUAUUGAGAUCAGCUUAUUCGGGAGCAUUAUAUAUACUGUUGCAAGAUGGCCGAGCUCGAAACACAUUUAAGACCAUUAAUGAAAUUGUCGACAAUAAUUUUACUAUUUAUGCCUUUCCAGCUGUGGAAAAGGUUCUAAAAAUGUCUAUACCCGGUGCAAAUACUGCUAUAGUUGAUGCAAAUAAUCCUACAAGUAAAUUGUACAAACGUAUUUCCUCUUCGAGUAGUGAGAAUGUAGCUUUAUGUUUACUGGAUUAUUCGAUCAGAUCAUACAAUCAAAUGAAUCCAAAUCAAAGAGUGGAAAUUUUGGAGCAAACUGUACUUACGACACCUAUAGUAUUUUAUAUGCCACGUCAUACCUAUAUAAGAUUUCGCACAGAUGAAUUAAUUUUACGUAUACUAUCAGCGGGUAUAAUAGGUCGUUUUGAAUCCUAUUAUUUGUUUUAUUCGCGACAAUCUCAACCUAAGAUAAAGGAACCUGUUAAAUUAUCAUUUCAAUUAUUAUUUGCUUUAUUUUGUAUUUACGGUGUAUUACUGUUAUUUUCAUUUGUAAUAUUCCUAAUGGAAUUAUUGAGUUUAAAGUCGGAUUGGUGUAAAAUUAUUGUAGAUUUUUUAAAUAUUUAAUGUAAAAAAGAUAAAUUUAAUAAA
This is a messenger RNA of Lucilia cuprina (Australian sheep blowfly), 2536 nucleotides long. RefSeq lists its product as uncharacterized. NCBI's taxonomy places the organism in Eukaryota, Metazoa, Arthropoda, Insecta, Diptera, Calliphoridae. The coding region runs from base 590 to 2512 and encodes 640 amino acids. The transcript is spliced from 3 exons. The record is from RefSeq and is a predicted model, not a curated record.